Messenger RNA from Peromyscus maniculatus bairdii (prairie deer mouse), 4513 nucleotides. It is a transcript of the gene Abitram, whose product is annotated as actin binding transcription modulator. NCBI's taxonomy places the organism in Eukaryota, Metazoa, Chordata, Mammalia, Rodentia, Cricetidae. Gene Ontology annotation, molecular function: actin filament binding; actin monomer binding. The record is from RefSeq and is a predicted model, not a curated record. Gene Ontology annotation, biological process: regulation of filopodium assembly; dendrite morphogenesis; regulation of actin filament polymerization. Gene Ontology annotation, cellular component: dendrite; nucleus; filopodium tip.
UGUAGUUCCUCGGCCCUCUGGCUCACGGUUGUGUGUGUCCCACUGUUGGGCGUGGGUCCCAGAGCACCGGGGACUGGUGGGGCGGGGACGGAGGUGGGGGCUGAGAUCGGCGAGCUGCGCGCGUGCGCACGAGCUACCACGCGGGAACUCCAUCCGUCUGGCCUGGACCCUGAGAAUGGAAGAGAUCGGAUGCCCGGAGGCAGGGCUGGCGGGGCCAGAGGUAGCCACGGCUACUGAACCCGCGGUGCCCUCCCUGGUGGAUCGAUACUUCACUCGCUGGUAUAAAGCGGAUGUUAAAGGAAAACCCUGUGAGGACCACUGUAUACUACAGCACUCCAACCGAAUAUGUGUCAUCACACUGGCGGGAUCCCAUCCCGUUCUUCAGAGUGGCAAAACUAUUCAGAGUGUUUCCUAUCAGAUCAGUACCAACUGCAGCAGGCUUCAGAACAAAGUCUCUGGGAAAUUUAAGCGGGGGGCACAGUUUCUAACAGAGCUCGCCCCUCUGUGUAAGAUAUACUGCUCCGAUGGAGAAGAAUACACCAUAUCUAGCUGCGUUAGAGGUCGACUGAUGGAAGUGAACGAGAAUAUUCUUCACCAGCCAUCUCUUCUUCAAGAGAAGCCGUCCACCGAAGGCUACAUCGCAGUUGUGCUACCCAAAUUCGAGGAAAGUAAAAGCGUAACGGAGGGGCUGCUGACACAGCAACAGUAUGAGGAGGUCGUGGUGAAGCGGAACAACGCCACAGCCACUUCAUGAGCCUCAGACGGAGGGACAGCGUCGGAGUCUCGCCCUGCCCGGCCCCACCCAUCGGUGCUCUGAAGAAAGCCAGCGUAUGGGAAGCAUUGCUCACACGGCCCCAGGAGAAGCGUCGUUCUUCACCUUACCUAAGCCCCCUCCUUUGUCUGGACGUCACAAGCCCGGGCUCCCCGUUUGUAGUCAAGCUCUCCGAUCUGCCCUACCUAGGUACCGUUGGGUUGGGACGUGCAGUUGUGGGUGUUCACCUGCACAUAUAUGUACGUCAGAAAACAACUUCGAAUGCUUUUUUACCUGGUGUUAGACAGUCUCUCAUUGGCUUGGAACUUUGCCAGGCAGCUCAUGAACUUCCAGGGAGAUGCCCAUCACCUCUGCCUCCCGUCUUGCAAGGCCAGUAUUACAAGUGCACACACCAUAGCCAACUCUUAUAUGAGCCAGAAAACCCAAACUCAGGUCUUCAUGUGUUCAAGGUAUAUUACUCUUCAGUUGCUGUGAUAAAAUACCAUAACCAAAAGCAACUUCCACAGGAGUUUAUAUGGGUUUGUAGUUCCACAGGACUAGAUGUCCAUCCUAUCAAGAAGGCAUGGUAGCAAGAGCAGGAAGCUGAGAUCACAUUUCCACCAUACACAAAAUGCAGAGAGUAAGCCGGAAGUAGGGUGAGGUUAUUAACUGCCCCUGGUGAUGUAAUCCCCCAGCAAGACUUCUUUUCCUAAAAGUUCCACCGACUGGGGACCAGCUGUUCAAAUACAUAAGUCUGUGGGGGUUAUCUUUUAUCACUCCCCCACAUUCUUCCCAUGAUGCCUUUACACCCAUAGCCAUGUAAUACAAAACGCAGUUAAUGCAAUAUCAAAAGUUCCCAUAGUUGUUACUGUUCUGAAGUCCAAAGUCUCUUCUAAGACUCGGUGCAGUCUCUUGUGUCCCACUGUAAAUCAAGAGACCAGUUACACACUUCCAACCCACAAUGGCACAGAAUACACAUUCCCAUUCCAAAAGGAAGGACGGUGGGCAUAGUGAGGAGAUACCGAACAAAGGAAGACAAACGCCAGCACGAGACACCAAACCCUGCAGCAGCAUGCCCACUCUCUCAGGUUUGGUUCAGAGGGAUUAGUCGGCUGCCUCCAGCAUUGCGGCCUACGACACAGGUAUUUGUCUGCAGUGUCCUGCUCUGUGCCGCUCUCCCUGGCACGUGUCUCUCAGCUGGGAUUUCCAGUGUCUUGGGGCCUGCCCUCUAACCCAGGAUUCACAGUCACAGCUUCACUCACUGGCCUCCCCUCUCAUAGCCUCUUCUUGCAGAAACUCCGUCUCUACCACAUGUUGCCUGCCCUCUGGCUUUCUGAAGCCAAGAAGGAAGAAUCCAGCUUCCUUUAUUCUUUUUGGUUUUUUGAGACAGGGUUUCUCUGUGUAGCUUUGGUGCCUGUCCUGGAUCUCGCUCUGUAGACCAGGCUGGCCUCGAACCCACAGAGAUCCACUUGGCUCUGCCUCCCGAGUGCUAGGACUACAGGCAUGUACCACUGCUGCCCGGCUACUUUAAUUCUUUUAUGCCUCCAUGCUCAUACCUUGUGGAAAAUACUUCAGAAUUAGACUACCAGCUUUCAUCUCCUCUGAUCACAUCCAGAGCAGCUCUUGUAGUUUGUAGCUUUCUAGGAACACACAGCCAGGAUCUUAGGCGGUCUUUCACAGAUUGGAAGUUUAUCUGGGUGGAAUCUUGCCUUGGCCAGCUGUCCUAUUGUUCCAGUGUAGAGCAGACUUUAUUUUAAAUUUUAUUUAUGGAUUUUUUUUUUAGUAUGAGUGCUCCAUCUGGAUGUAUGCCUGAAUGUCAGAAGAGGGCAUCAGAUCCCAUUAUAGAUGGUUGUCAGCCACCAUGUGGAUGCUGGAAUUGAACUCAGGACCUUUGAAAGAGCAGCCCAUGCUCUUAACCACCUAGCCAGCCCUAGAGCAGACUUCUAAAUAGCACUAAUCUCUGUAAUGACAGCCUUUUCCAGCACGUGACUUCCUUGUGCUCUUUUCCUCAAGCUGCACAUUUGUAUUUCGGCCAGACGUUUUCAUUGGUCAAAGUUACACUAUCUUGAAAUACCUAAUGCCAGAGAUAGUCCUUUACUUUUUCCUGGAACUCGAUUUGGAGACCAGGCUGGCCUAGUCCAUUACUUUUUAAUUCAGCUUCAUGUCAGUUCUCAGGACUUGGGUAGAAAGUAGCCAGAUUCUUUGUCAAAGGGGCACAUAAUGGCCUCUAGAGACAUUGUUUCUCUCCAAAACCUAGGAGCCCAGCUUGUAUUGUCUCUGUUACCUGCUUGCACUACAGGCCUCUAGGCUCAAAUCAGGAAGUCUUGUUUCACAAUGAUGUCAGCAUUCAACCACUUUUCUGGCCCAAAGUUCCAGUCUUCUAAGUUCUUCCAAAAAAACGUGGUCACAUUUUUUCACAGCAGCAGCCUCACUUCUUGGUACAAAGGUCUAUAUUAAUUACCUAUCUGUUGCUUUGAUAAAACACCGUGACCAAAGCAACUUUUUGGCUUGUAGUUCAGGGGCUAUCUGUCCAGGAGAAGCUGAGAUCAGACCCGCGCACCCUGGAGGCACGCAGUGAAGUGGGGGUGGAUGGAGGCUGUAAACUCAGAGCCUGCCCCCCCCCCCACAUGCUUCCUCCAGCAAGUCUCCGCAUCCCCCCAGCAGUGCCACCAGCUAGGGACCAAUUGUUCCGAAUUCAUGAGACCAUGGGGGACAUUUCUCAUUCAGUCUACAACAGGAGGCAAGCACUUUCCUGACCGAACCAUUCUCCCAGCCCACUCUGUUCCUCUCAUUUCUCUAACAAAUAGCAAAGAAGGAAUAUUUUUCUGAUUAAAAAAAUACAAGCUCUUGAGAAACAUUUUGAAGAGUUUUGCAUUCCUGUUACCUGGGAAUAAAUAGUGCCUGCUUGAAUGCUAUGUAGGGCACACUUACUGCAUCUGCCUCAACUUUUGUUUGUGUUUUUUUUUAAGAUUUUUUAAUGUGUUUUCUUGCAUGUUUGCAUGUGUAUUGCAUUCAUGCAAUGCCUGUAGAUGCCAAAAGAAGACAUCAGACUCCUUGGAAUUGGAAUUCCAGAUGAUUGUGAGCCACCAUGUGGGUGCUGGGAAGUAAACCCAGGACCUCUAGAAGAGCAGCCAGUACUAUUAACCUCUAAGCCAUCUCUCCAGCCCCUUGCCUUAAUUAUUUUCUCAACAAUUUAAUACUUUGAAAAAACAAAAUUAUUGUCCAUCCUUCCCAAAUCUGCUUCAAAGUGCAAUGGGAAAGCCCAGCCUCGUCCCCUCUGUUGUGGCUUUUUCCCUCUAGGUUGCUGGAGGGGCAGGAAUGUGGAGUCUGCCUUCUACUGUACAUGGAAAAGCUUUGAAAAUGUACAAGGGCUCUUCUAGCAAAUGGAAGAACUGCGCCACCUUGCUGAGCUGGCUCCUGCAAGCGCAUGGCGGUGACUCCAUCUACACAUUUUACUGACAGCCGCUUUGUAGUAAUGAAGGUGUUCGAGUCUCACCCAGAGGCACAGAUGUCUUAGAGCAGAGCAAGGUUUCUACAUUGUCUAGGUUAGAAAAAAACAGCUGUGAAGUUGUGGGUUUAGAUUAGACGUUUACACUGAAUUUAAAACAAAAAUCAUGAAAUGACUGUCAUUUUCCUGUUUUUAAUGAAAUGAUUUUAAGCGUAACCAAAAAAGUUUAUUGAGAAGGAAGAAGUAGCUCCCUGUAACUAGGAGGGGUUAAAACUGAAUUUCCUUGAAAUAAAAUGGUUUUACACAGAUGAAAA